Sebastes umbrosus (honeycomb rockfish) is the source of this 6341-nucleotide messenger RNA. RefSeq names its product shisa like 1b (gene shisal1b). The record is from RefSeq and is a predicted model, not a curated record. The transcript is spliced from 5 exons. NCBI's taxonomy places the organism in Eukaryota, Metazoa, Chordata, Actinopteri, Perciformes, Sebastidae. Bases 808 to 1392 code for a protein of 194 amino acids.
UAAAUGAAGAGGCAGAAAUAGAGAGCGAGAUCAUGUUUGCAACAGAGAGAGAGAGAGAGAAGUUUUUAAAAGGCAUUAAAAGGCAGGGUGAUUUCACUCAUGAGGGAAGUUGAGCGGAGAACUAACAGGAAGUCUUUUCCCUCAAGAGGAAACCAAGUGGUGUUACUGUAAAAGAAACUGACCUUGUGGCUUCUGUCGGGAAGGAAUGCAUGCAGAGGAGACAGACAGGGAGAUAAACAAGAGCUCAUACAGUAUAGAGGAUCACCCUCCGGUGCUCACACACAAGCUCUCUCUCCCUCCCUCUCUCACUUUCUCUCUCACUCGCCCACUUACUCAGUAUCGUUUCAUCUCUCUCUCUCUCUCUCUCUCUCUCCCCCCCUCUCUCUCACACUCUCAGUCGCUGUGCUCUGACGGAUGGGGAUACACUGCCAAGGAGGACUUAGGGGCGAGAAGAGAAGUGUUUCUUUUCUUCUCUGGUGUGUUUUCUUUCCCUUCCGCCUGGCUUCCCUCAUGAGCUGUUAAUUCCAGCCCCGGUCCUGAGGAUGAGGGGGAUCUAUUUGUGAGGAAGGCGCGACAAAAAGGAAGAGGAAACAAGGAGCAACAGGGUGGUGAAUUCUGCGAUACAGGAGUGAGCGACAAGACCUUUUUCUUUUUCCUCCAGGCUCCAGCAAAGGAGCCCUGACUCCCAGCAGCAGCCAUGUGAGAGGAGCUGUCAACAAGCAAGAGGAUGCCCACGCCCAGCUAAAGCAGAGCAGCCCCCCUCCCUCCAUCCUGCUCCCUCCCUUCUUCCCACAUGAGGACGAGAAGAUGACUAUCACCAGCCGGCAGUCCUUCAAUGUCCUGACGGUCAUCUUCCUCCUGCUGUCCACUGCAGCCCUCUCAGCUCAUUACCGAGUGUGUGAACCCUACUCGGACCACAAGGGGGGUUACCACUUCGGCUUUCACUGCCCUCGCCUCUCAGACAACAAGACCUACAUGUUCUGCUGCCACCACAACAACACCGCCUUCAAAUACUGCUGCAACGAAACCGAGUUCCAGAUGGUCAUGCAGAUCAACCUCACCACCACCUCAGACGGUUAUGCACACAAUAAUUAUACAGCCCUGGUCGGCGUGUGGAUCUACGGCUUCUUCGUCAUGGUGCUGCUGGCGCUGGACUUUCUCUACUACUCAGCCAUAAACUACGAGCUGUGCCGGGUCUACCUGGAGAAAUGGGGUCUGGGAGGACGCUGGCUGAAGAAGGCUCGGAGUCAGUGGCACAGGUCCAUGCCAGAGGAGAGCGAAGCCCAGGCUCAAGCCCAGCCCAUGGUCCCCAGCCACUACCAGCCCAGACACAGCCUCAGAGGGGAGAGCCACAGCCCCACACUCCUGCCCUACAACACAUCCACCGCAUGAAUGAUUCUGCGAGUGGACAAACUGAAGAGUAGCAACACCUUGUUUCCUUACGUGGUACAGAGGAGAUGCCCCACAGAUGCCCCCUCUCUGGAACACAGACACUAACACCAGUGGUGGGCUAGCCAUACUGUAGUAGUUAGAAGUGACUACUGCCCCCUCUCUGAUGAGCACAAAACAUCCAUGGACUGACAGAAGCAGGCUGAUAUGGCAUUUAGAAACCCAGCUGAACAAAGGCUGCCAGGAAACACAGAGGACCGGACUGCUGCUGCUGCCACAGCAGAGGAACGACACAUUCAACGGCUCACAGGUGUUCAGUGAUCCCCUGAAAUGGCUGCCAAGGUCUGGAGUAUCCCGAACAGAUCCAAGCUGAACUGGAUAAACUGUACUCACAAGCAAGGAGGCUUACCUGUUUUUAAAAAAAGAAGCUCAUCUUUCUAGAUAUAAAAUGUUUAUUACACUGCUGUGUCAGUUUGUGUUCAGUAGCAGUUAGACACAGAUGUGGGUUAUCUAUUUGGUGAUUUAUUUAUGUGAACUAGUCAGAGAAAUAUAUGAGUGGUUAACAUUUGGAACAUGUAACAGCUUAGGUUGAUGCUGAGCAUCUCACUUAGAGUAGAAUGUUUUUGUUACUUACUGAAACCAGACAAAAAAUGUCUCUGCAGCCAUGUUGAAAAACAAUAUCUUGUAUGAAAUGUUUUAGGUCUCCUUUCUGCAGAGCAAGUGAUUUCUCUAUAUUGUAACGUGUCUGACGAGGACGCAACGCCAUACAGAUAAACUGCUGUAGAUCUAAAGGUUUUACAUUAGGUCAUCAAGUGAUGCUGAGGAAAGGGAUCUUGACUCUCAAUAAGUUAUUCACCCAAAACAUUAAUGCUUUGUUCAUACUACGAGCGACAAAGUGACUAGUGUUGCACGGUAUACAGUACUAGAAAGGUAUCGCGAUACCCCGUUUCAUUAAUACUGGUACUUUUAGGAUGAUAGUGUUUCAAUACGAGCCGUGAAUUGCGUCGAUGUGCGACAGUGUGUGUGUGCAGCACUCUGCUUUAGAGGACACCAUUAGGAUUGGGAUCUCACGGGAACAGGCACUACUAACUAGCAUAACUUUGCUGCUGGUGGAGCAAGCGGUCGAAAAAUAAACUGUAGUGAUAACCAGGAGGAUGAAGAUUAAAGCAGGUCACGAACCGCUGAGCGGCAGCACAGUCCCGCUCUGAGUUGUUGUCUCUAUCAGCAGAACUCCCUUAAAAAAACAAGGAAAAUAAAAACGCGGCUCUAAUUACCGAUCAAACGUACUAAUAAAAUUAGAUUCACCAUUUUUUCUGAAUCUGCCCAAGCAUCUCCUGUAAUUCGGCAAACACAUAAUGCACCAAAGAGGACAUGUUAAAGUAUUAUUUUACCGUGUGUUUCUGUAACUCGAUUGUCUUUCUGAUUUUAGCAGUUCUUCUCUCAUCAACUUCUCACAGAACUUCAUUGGAAUUUUUAACGUUUUGUGGGUUUUUGCUUUGGAAGCCUCUCGCCGUCUACCGUGCUGCAGUACCACUCUCCGCCUGAACUGUUACUGAUGCAGCGACAGGGGUGGCGCUGUUUUACAAAAAAAAAACAUAUUAAAUACUGUUUAAUAAGUGACAUCAGAAUCAGAAAUACUUUAUUGAUCCCAAGAGGGAAAUACAGUUGAGUUGUUCCAUUUUAGAAUAAAAAAAUAUAUAAACAUAGAUAAGAAAAAUAGAAAUAAGAAUAGAGAUGAAAUGUAAAUAUGUGUGCAUUAUCAAAAAUAUAUUCAAAUAUAGAAUUAACUAUCAAGGAAAUCACAUAAACUUAAGUAUAGGGGACAUCAGAUUACUGCGUACCAUUUAAUUUUUUUAAUUACUACAUUUUCACAUUUUAACAUUUUUAAUGAAUAAAAAACUAAUUUCUCGUAUAAAAGUCACAAUUUUGGUAUCGUGACAACACUAAAAGCAACAAAACGGCCAGCUACAUUGUCGCCGUUGAAGAGCGCGUUGACAUAGUUAUGUCAUUAAAUAGCGCUGAGAACUGGCAAGUUUUUCUUCCAUUUUUAGACGGAACGGAAACGGAACAGGAAGUCAACGCGUCAUUGGAGCGCUGAAAAAAGCUGAGGCCAGCUCAACUUUGAAUUGUAUUGCAUCACACCUCUACGCAGCGACAGGUGUCAGGCGUCAGUUUGUAGCUGCAUGUCACCGGCUUUCACUGAAAAUGACUUGUAGCCUGUUGCUUUGUCGCUCGUAGUGUGAACACAGAAUGUAAUGAGGAUCAGGGAUGCCUUCACAACAGCAAAGAGUUUCAUACUAAGUUAUUAAACAUAACUUUAAUCCUUGGCUAUGAGCCUACAAGCCCAUUUGAGACCAUUACAUAUAAAGUUAGUGGGAGACAGUUGCCUCGGUAACCUCAUCCAUUGACUUGUUUGCCCUUCCUCAUUACCGGAGCUGCCUGAAAUACAGCUCCAUUAGCAAUAUGAUGCAAAUGAAUAUCCAUUUGGUUCCUUUAUAAGGAGCGCUCUAUAUCCCACAUUGGUAAUAGACAAUUAUAAGCGAUUAGCCAUAAUAGAAAAUGUCAAAAAAAAAAACACACACAUUAAAACCCCUUUCACUGUCAGCAAUAAUGUACAGUAGCUUAGUCAGAAGGAUGACAUGGUAUGUAAAAGUCAAAGGCGCCAGUCAAAUGAGCACUGGGUAAUCAUCGAGGUGCAUCGCAGAGCUUUCAGUUACACUUAAUAAGAAGGUGAAAUCCCUGAAUUGGACAUACAGUAUUUCUGGAUAAUGAACUCAUAAAAAGGUCUCCAACAAUUUCUGUGUCAGCAUUGUAAGGAGAAAAGUGAAAACAAUUCACUUUUUAAAGAAAACUUUUACAUUAGAGCUGCAACUAAUGAUUACUUUCAUUAUCGAUUAAUCUGACAAUUAUUUUCUCAAAUGAUCAAUGAAUCAUUUGGUCUUUAAAAAUGUCAGAAAAUAGUGAAAACUGCAUGUUAUAAUUUCCAACAGUCAAAGCCAGGUAUUCAAAUUGCUUGUUUUAUUCAACCAACAGUCCAAACCAAGGAUCUUCAGCUAUAUACUGUCAUAUAUGAUAAUAUAUAUUAUAUGAUAAAAUGUGAACUCAGUGAAAUCUUGAAAAUAAAUGAUUAAUCAAUUAUCUAACUGCAAUCAUCUAGGGAUGCAACUAAAGAUUAAUUUCAUUAUUGAUUAAUUAAGCCAAUUAUUUUCUCAAUUAAUCAAUAAAUUGUUAGGUCUAUGAAGUGUCAGAAAAAAGUGAAAAAUGAUUUAAGAGGUGGAGUCUUAAAAUGACUUGUUUUGUCCAACCAACAGUCCAAAGAUAUUCAAUACAGUAUGUAAUGUAUAACGUAUAUAAACAUAGAAUUGAGUUGAAUAGAUCGGCCCCAUUGUCACCCAUAUCCAAUACAGCUAUUUGUGACCCGAUAUCCAAUCCGGUAUCAGUAUCAGUGCAUCCCUAAUUAUCGAUUAACUAUCACAUUAGACAAAGAAAAGAACAAAUCAUAUUUGAGAGGCUGAAACUAAGGAAUUGAUUGGUAUUUUUGCUUUAAAAAAUUACCUAAACAAUAAAUUGAUCAACCAAAUAGUUAAGUAAGUUGGACAAAUAGAUAAAUUUACUUAAGGUUUCAGCUCUGCAAUCAUCGCAUUUAAAGAACAAGUUAUUACUUAAUGCCCAAAUCUGAAUUAACUACGGAGAUAAUAAAUUCUCUGUAAGCCAUUAAAUGCAACGACAGACAAAGCAGCUGUUGGUGCCAGACUGUAUCAGCGACAGCAUGUGAAGUCCAGGUGGACAGACGGUAGGUAGGUACAUUAGGAGAGAGGUGUCAGUCCCAAUCUUGCAUCUGCAACUGGUACUCUGGCAGCUGUCGAGUCUGUGUGUGUACAGAAUCUCCAGUCAGUGCAAACAUCGCAACGUCCUCGCUGAAAGCUAACGAGAUACCGUUAAGUGUUCAGAGUUGGCUGUGAGCCAGCCGUGAGACUUGGGGUCUUGCCAUCAUAUUUGUCCUCUCUGUUUCUUGAAGUUUAAGUAGACCCUGCCGGCUUCAUCCUCAGUUAUCAGCAAUAAUAUUCACAUUUGCUGAGUUGUUAGAGCAAGUUAAUUCCCAUUUCAGUGGCUAAAGUUUAAUUGCGUGUGCGCCCCAGCAAGCUCGUGCUUUCAGGGGGCACAGAAAUAGGAUGUGUCCAAGUGAAAUAAUUGGCCCAGGGAUCAGCAGUUGCUCUAAAUUACCCCCUCUUGCUCUCUUUCCGUAGCUGCCUCCUUAUUCCCAGAGUGAGAACAGCGGCGGCAAACAGGGAGAAGUUUUUAACAGGUGCAGCAGCACAAAGGGGAUUUAAUUAGUCCCUGAUGCUGGAUAAGUGGGAAAAAUCUGAUGUGUUAGAGAACAUGGCACUUUUCAGGGCUCUAGCUGUGUGUUCUGACCUGUAAUAAAGCAAAGGAAGUCUGUUCUUAUCACCAAUAAAGUCAUAAUCACACCCAGGGGGGGAACAUUUUGCCUCUGACGAGCAGUAGCAGGGUCAAAAAUUGAAUAUUUCCCCCAUUUCUUAAAAUGUUACAACUUUUGUGAUGUUUCCUGUUUUGUUUGAAAACAGUCGUGACUCUGGCCUGAUGUGUGAUGUGGUACUGUAAAUCGUAUCAGCUCAACCCUCUUCCCAAAUAAAUAAUAAUAAAAAAAAAACACAAAAAAGGAUGGUAAGAAGAGGGAACACAUCUGUUCCAGUCUCUCCAGGUUGUCAUGGUAACAGUUGCCUUACAGUUGAAUACCCACCUGUACACAGAAGCUUUGUAGUGGUUGAUACCUCACUUUUUGGGUGUGGUGGUGAUGAUAAUGUGCACCACGUUCUGUCUAUGUAUUUACUACUAGAUAGGAUGAUCAGUACCGUUUUCAGUUGGAUUGUUAUUGCACUUGUUGACUUUGUAUCGUCACGACAGGGAGAAAUAAAGUUUUAUCUUUUCCA